CGACGGCGCGGUUUAGUUGGGGGAGCUGUUGGCGUGCGGAUCCGCAACUCCCUGGGAGGCAGACACAGGCGGACCGGCGGGCGCUGGGAACCGAGCGACAGGCAGUACCCGCGGGUCUCUGAAGGAGUCGGUGGUCCCAGCGGGCAGCAGUCAGAAUAAAUUCCUGGCUCCUGUGCAGCACAGCUGGAUCCGGCUGUGAAGCUCGUGCAUUGGUUUCUGUUGAGGACGUGACUGGGUCGUUAUAUUUUUGCCUACGGAGGUUGAUAAGAAAACAGAGGCACAAAAAAUAAUUCACCAUCUUGUCCAGGAUUACAACAAAUCCAGUGUGUAUGAAAUGCCUUCACCAUGUAGGAAUGAAGCAUGGUCCAUUGAGAAGCAUGCAGUCAUACUAGUCAGGGCACCAGAAACCUGAAUCUAUGCUUUAAAGAAAAGUAGAAAUCACUUCUGACUGUACUGAAUAGCAAAAACUAAGUGACAUUGCAAACCAUGGCACUGGCAUUCCGGAAGGACUUAGAAAAAUACAAAGACCUCGAUGAAGAUGAGCUCCUUGGGAAUCUAUCAGAAAUAGAACUGAAACAACUGGAAACUGUUUUGGAUGAUCUUGACCCUGAGAAUGCCCUUCUGCCUGCAGGGUUCCGGCAGAAGAACCAGACAUCAAAGUCCGCCACAGGUCCAUUUGAUAGAGAACACCUCCUUUCCUAUCUGGAGAAAGAAGCUUUGGAGCAUAAGGACAGGGAAGACUAUGUGCCCUACACUGGUGAAAAAAAAGGGAAAAUAUUUAUUCCUAAACAGAAACCUGCACAGACUUUUACGGAAGAAAAAGUAUCUCUUGAUCCAGAAUUAGAAGAAGCUUUGACAAGUGCUUCUGAUACAGAAUUGUGUGACCUUGCAGCUAUUCUUGGGAUGCACAAUUUGAUAACGAAUACACAGUUGUGUAAUAUAGUGGGAAGUAGUAAUGGUGUCGAUCAAGAACACUUUUCAAAUGUAGUAAAAGGUGAAAAGAUUGUUCCAGUAUUUGAUGAACCGCCAAAUCCAACCAAUGUUGAAGAAAGUUUAAAGAGAAUUAAAGAAAAUGAUGCUCGUCUUGUUGAAGUUAAUUUGAAUAAUAUAAAGAACAUACCGGUUCCAACCCUAAAAGGUUUUGCGAAGGCUUUGGAGACCAACACACAUGUGAAAUAUUUCAGUCUUGCAGCCACGCGGAGCAAUGACCCUGUCGCUAUUGCUUUUGCUGAUAUGCUGAGAGUGAACAAAAAUUUGAAAAGCUUAAAUAUGGAGUCCAACUUUAUUACAGGAGCUGGGAUUCUAGCACUAAUUAAUGCUUUAAGAGAUAAUGAAACCCUGGCAGAGCUCAAGAUUGACAAUCAGAGGCAGCAGUUGGGGACGGCUGUAGAAUUGGAAAUUGCCAGGAUGCUUGAGGAAAAUACAAAUAUCCUUAAAUUUGGAUAUCAGUUUACACAGCAGGGACCCCGAACCAGGGCAGCGGAUGCUAUAACAAAAAACAAUGACUUAGUUCGCAAGAGACGAGUUGAAGGAGACCACCAGUAAGUCAGCCAAAGUAUAACCUUUGGAGGACUUUGAAAGGUCACCAAGGGCUCCUGUUGGUGAUAUCAGAUGUAAAAUUUUCCUGAGUAGAAGGGAAAAGACUGGAAAUCUUUCUUUUUUUAAACUACAUGUAUCUUUUCUUCUAGUUUAAGUUGUUACCAGUUUCAAGUUGUAAAAUCAGUAGUAGGUGAUAUUUUAUGUUUUAAAGCACUAUUUCUACUUUCUGCUAAAAUCAGUUUUAGCUUAAUUAAAUGGUUUAUGAUGGGUUAAAAAAUACAAUUAUAAAAAUGUUUAGGAAGUAAUGGAGAAUAAAACGACCAGUCUUUAAGGACCAAUCUUUUUUAAAUCAAAAAGGGACAUUGCUGACAUCAGAAUUGCUGUUGCACCUUUUAGGUGCAAGGCACUUCAAAGCUUUCCUUAUUCCAGGAUAUGGAGACUUUUCCAAAUUUUAGAAUACAUGAACUUGGCAAGAAUGUGCUUUUUGCUUCUAUCAAAAAAGCACAAUGCCAGAAUUUUGAAACAGAUGACUCAAAAUUUAGUCAUCUGUUGAGGAGUAAAAGCAGAUCUCUAGGAAAAAUGGUCUUCUGCACAUUCCAGGUUACUGCACUUGUCUGAUAUAUCUUAGCAACACUUAAGAGUUUUCAAAGUAUAUAGCAUUAUCUAAAUUCAUUAUAGUUUUUCAUUUUAAUAAUGUGCACAAUAUUAAAUUUUUAUUUUUUAUUUUUUUGGGGCAUUAUUAAAUUUUUGUGAAAGCCCAGAGUAAAAAGCAUCUGAGUAGGAAAGCUAUCUUCUUCCCUGUAAAAGGCAUACAGCCAACUCUUGGCCAUUUAGGGUAAAGGCAAAAAGAAAGCUGUUGUUAAACACACGAAAUCAGAGAUAAUAAAUAUGAUGGAGGUUAAGUCUGAGGAGCAUGAAAACGGUCAUUUAAUGGUUACUGUAAAGGAAAUUAGAAACUGGCAUGCGUAUAAAUCAAGCGUUAAACAGUUUAGUGUGAAUUUUCUAUAUGCAAUGCACAGUUCCAUAAAUGGUAUUUAAUCACCACUCACUACAAAUUUUCCAACCAGUAAGGAAAACUGCUCUUUGUAAAUCUAAUUUUUAUUAUGUUUCCUUUCAUCUUACACUUUUUAGUCCAUAUUAUGUAAAAGUAAUUUCUCGUAAUGAAAGUUGUCUUCAUAUUACUCAAAGUACCAAGGUGAACAAUUGAACAGUGUGCUGUGGUGGGAAGACUGACUCCAGACCACCAGUGUAAUAGAGGAUUUAGACCUGUAUCCAUGCCCUGGAAGGUGGUAGAGGCAUUACAGCUGGCGAAGGCAGGGACAAAGGAAUCUGAGUAAUCCUGGCCUCAGAAAUUCAGAGCUGGCUAUGUCAUAUAUAGGGAGAUUUUUCUAAAGGGAAGAAUCUCAUUUCAGAGUCGCAGAGAAGUCUGUUGUUAACUUUUUUUUUUUUGAAAUUGAGUUACAGAAUGUCUGCUCCUUUAGCUUGGAGUGGACAGUUUAUCCAAUGAACUAGGCAGCUUCUUGUAUACUGUCAUAAUAAGCCUUCUUAACAGGUGUGUUUGUUUCUUUGAAUUAGUAUCCAGUAUUUUAAAGGGGCCAAAGAUUAACCUUGCACUAUUCCCUUUCAGUCAUAGGCUGCUGAUUUUUUUAAAGUUAGCAAGUAUCUCUCUCUCUCUUUCUCCUUUUCAUAUACUACUUUGGAAAUGUACUUGAUUUUACAGACUGCACUGUUCCAGCAGGGUAGGGAGCCAGCAUGGAGCAGGUAUAUAAGGCUACCAUUACACUUUUAGCAAGGCUGUCUUGCUUGCGCUGUCCUGUAAGUCAAUGCAUUGAUAAGUAUGUGUCCCUUUCCUCCCAUAAGUUUUGUUGUUUUUUUUUAAAACGUAGGUAGGCAAGACUUCACCUAGAAUUGUGUAUCAUACUUAUGGAUAAUAUCAUUUUCAUUUACUAUUUAUCAAAAUAUGAAGUUGAGUGUUUUGCUUGUACCAUUCCAGUUUUGAGCUACAAUGCAAUAGUUCAUUAUCUAAUUGAAGAAAAUAUUAAUUGAAGAAAAUAUUUCUUCAUAAAUAACUUUAAAGAUGAAUAUUCAUCUGAUUGAGUGCAGAAAAAUCAACAAUCAUAAUUACAAGGGAGAAAACUGAUGUUUACUUUGAUCUUUAAAAACCUGGCACCACUUAGCCUUUUAGUAACUUUUGGAAUUUCUACACUGAUCUAAAAUUUUGUAAUAGAUUAGGGUUGAUUUUAAAAAUCGAGUAGUCUUGAUUUUUAAACCAAAGAUGUUCUAAGACCCUAAGUUUUAUAGUCUAAUCAGUUUAAACUUACCUGGUUUUCUAAUCAAAGAAUAUUGUUUGCAUUUUUAAAUUACUGUUUUUUAAAAGUCUUUAACUUCCCAUUUUAUAAAAUUUUAUAUCCAUACUUGUCUGAAGUUCUAAUUUUUCCAGUAUGUCUACAUGAAAUUGUAUGUAUUUUAAAAAUCAAUAUUAAUUACUAAUAUUGAUAUUACAAAAAUGGAUUUUGGUGCUAUGUACUUGUAGCUAAAGCCUAGUAGAAGUCUAAAAGAAAGGUGAAAUACAUUUUCUAAGGGUGCCUGUUAUUUAAAAGACCAAAUAAACAUUUUUGUUUAAAAAAAAUUAGCAGAUUGUUAAAGAUUUCAAGAAUUAUCUUGAUCAUCAAAUGGCAAAUUCUUGUUAUUUGAAUGAAAUAACCCACAUAUUUGUUUUAUGCAGUAGGUGUACUCUGGAAAAGUUACAUGUAAAUAGAACUUUGUAAAUUGUUUUUCCAUUGACAGUAUCUGAUGCGUUUUCAUUUAAAAGGGUGAUCCAUGCUAUUAAAAAAAAUUAGAAAAAAAUAUAUUUUGAAAAAAUGUUAGCCGUGUUCUAUUGUACAUUAUAUUUAACCCUUGCUGCCAUUAAAUAAGAUGAAAAGAUACUUGAGGUAUCAUAAAAUCUUAUAUUUUUGGCUCUGUGUUCCCAGGGCUGCCUCACUUUUUCCUUAUAAAAUCAGGAACCACUGUUAACCUCCAAGAACAUCUGAGGAGCAUGCUUUUUCUGGAGUCCAGAGCAGUUUCUAUUCUCUGCAAGUUCAGUACUGUCCAACUUUGUUCUUUCAUAUAAUGCCACCUCAUUUAAAAUGUUUCUCCCAGUUUUAUUGAGAUAUAAUUGACAUUUAACAUGUUAGAAGGUGCACAACAUAAUUAUUUAGUAUAUGAAUAUAUUACAAAAUGACUACCACGAUAACAUCCAUCACUUCACAUAGUUAAAAAUGUUUAAAAUCUACCCUCUUAGCAAUUACAGUACAGUAUUGCUAGCUAUAGUCGUGUCUUGUCCAGGGUUUAUUCACUGUAUAACUGAAAGUUUGUACCUUUUAACCACCUUCACCCAUUUACCUUACCCCAUCCCUUGCCUCUGACAACUACCAAUCUGUUCUCUGUUUCUAAGAGUUCAUUUUUUUUUAAGAUUCCACAUGUGAGAUCAUACAGUAUUUGUCUCUGUCUGACAUAUUUUACUUAGCAUAAUGCUCUCAAGGCCACUUCACUUUUGAAUAGUAUUACCUGAAGACAUGGCGUCCCCGAGAACCUAGUACAUGGAUGUACCAGAGCAACUCCUGUUGCUGCCCUCAGACAGGGGCACUUUUUAGAUUUGUCUGCUUAAGAAUUGUUUUUAAAAAAACUGGCACAUAUGCAUAUGUAUGCACACACACACAUUGCACAAAAACCGUUUUUUAAAUUUCAAAUAAACGCCCAGUUUAUAUUUUUCAGUCUUUUGGAUGAAUUAUAUUUGGUUUUAGUUUUGUUUAAAAGCUUGAAAAUUACCUUUGUAGCAAUACAUCAUUCUUUGUCACAUUAAUUAGGUAUUUAAAUACAUUUUUAAUACUAAAAUAUCCAAAAUGCUGUAGAUGCUUUUUUCAAUUUUUAUCAAUUUAAAAGCAGUAUAUUUUAAAAUAAUGUCUAAAUAUUACAAAAUAUUAUUAACCUGGUUCAUAAUGGCACAGUAAAGUUUCUUUUGACGAACAUGUACUAUAGGCAUUUAGAAGUUACCACUUCAUACUGGGAUAAAUAAUUUCAAUAAAGUUUAUCAAAUAUCCUGUA
Molecule: messenger RNA, 5625 nt
Organism: Pteropus alecto (black flying fox)
Lineage: Eukaryota; Metazoa; Chordata; Mammalia; Chiroptera; Pteropodidae
Gene: TMOD3
Product: tropomodulin 3
Exons: 13
Coding region: 487-1545 (352 amino acids)
Biological process (GO): muscle contraction; myofibril assembly; pointed-end actin filament capping
Cellular component (GO): myofibril; striated muscle thin filament
Molecular function (GO): tropomyosin binding
Source: RefSeq, a predicted model, not a curated record